Messenger RNA from Thamnophis sirtalis, 3869 nucleotides. It is a transcript of the gene KCTD7, whose product is annotated as potassium channel tetramerization domain containing 7. Gene Ontology annotation, cellular component: plasma membrane. Lineage: Eukaryota; Metazoa; Chordata; Lepidosauria; Squamata; Natricidae. The record is from RefSeq and is a predicted model, not a curated record. Gene Ontology annotation, biological process: protein homooligomerization; membrane hyperpolarization; positive regulation of transporter activity. Gene Ontology annotation, molecular function: protein binding.
AUGGUUGUAGUCACGGGGCAGACCAAAUCUUGUGGACACCUGGGCGAUGCCAUGUCGAGCUCAGAUGCAGAGGAUGAUUUUCAAGAGCCUGCCACUCCAACAGCAACCCAGGCAGAGCACUCCCUACCCCUGCUUCCUCAGCAGUUUCCUGAAGUAGUUCCACUAAACAUUGGAGGCACCCAUUUCAUGACCAGGCUGUCAACACUGAAACGUCAUGAAGACACCAUGUUGUCAGCCAUGUUCAGUGGCCGGCAUUACAUCCCAACAGAUGCUGAAGGCCGAUAUUUUAUUGACAGAGAUGGAACAUAUUUUGGUGAUGUACUUAAUUUUCUACGAUCUGGUGACUUACCUCCGAGAGAACGAGUGAGGUCUGUUUACAAGGAAGCUCAGUAUUAUUCCAUAGGACCAUUGCUAGAGAGUCUAGAAGAGCUCCAGCCCCUGAAAGGAGAGAAAGUCCGGCAGGCUUUCCUGGGCUUAAUGCCCUAUUACAAAGAGCAUCUAGAGCGAAUCAUUGAAAUAGCUAAGCUGCGGGCAAUGCAAAGGAAAGCUCGAUUUGCUAAGCUAAAGAUCUGCGUCUUCAAAGAAGAGAUGCCCAUCACACCCUACGAGUGCCCACUUUUCAACUCCCUCCGUUUUGAGAGGAGUGAAGGGGAGGCCAAGCUUUUUGAGCACCAUUGUGAGGUGGAUGUGUCCUUUGGGCCAUGGGAAGCCGUGGCAGAUGUGUACGAUCUCCUCCAUUGCAUUGUGACGGACCUUUCCGACAGGGGCAUCACAGUGGACCAGCAAUGUAUUGGGGUGUGUGACAAACACUUGAUUAACCAUUACUACUGCAAGCGCCCAAUCUAUGAAUUCAAGAUCACGUGGUGGUAGGCUCUUAGCACAAGGAGAAGGAAAGAGAGCAGGCUGGUGUGUAACCACCUUUGUGUAUUACCAGUCUGGGUUCUGUGAACUGUGGUAUUGCUGAUAUGUGUUGGAAUAUGUUUACCUUGCAGGAGAAUUUGUCCUCCAAAGCUAGCUGUGGAGCUCACUGGAAUUUGCCCAAUGCUUCUUGCUUCAAAGAAGAAAAAUCCUAAAAGGAAGCAUGUUUUUGUGGAUACUACAGAAUAGUCACAGCCGGAGGAUCAUGUUGCUUACACAGGUGCUUAAAGGGCUCUUACACACAGCUGACCUCCACUGUCCAACUGCCUCACUUGCUUUGCACUGCUUUGCAAACAAUGGAUGGAAUCUUGCUGGGGUGAAAUGUUACGAAAGAUUCUCUCUGCAGAGACUCAAUUGGCUGUUGAUGUAGCCACCUGGUGGCAGAAGUAUAUAGCAGCACUUUAUUUUGUACAACUUCCAUGUCUGCUGCUCAUGAUUUCAUUGUUACAACCUUUAGAACAAAAGAAUGAAGUAUCUCUGAGUACGGAGGUGAUUUUUUUUAAAAGAAGAAAAUGGCUGAAAAAUUUCUUAAAGUUUAAAGUGUGUUUAAAGUUAUUAUUUUAACUAUAAAUCUGUGCUGGGGUAUGUAUAGAUCUGUUAAAAAUUAAUUUAUUUCCAUCUUCCUGCUAAGGAAUAAUGAUUUCAUUUGUUGGGUGUGUCAUGGCUUCUUCAAGCUAUCCAAAUUGCAUUCCUCAUAAAAAAAUGAAAUGAUUACGAAAAUGUGCCUGCUCUUUACACCAACAGCUUUUACCUGUUGACAAUUUUUAAAUACAUGUUUUCUUGCAGAGAUGGGUCUGCAAUUUAUGUUCUGAAACUGAGCUAAUCACAGUAGUUGAUGUCCCGAUAUAAAGGUUAGGUGAACAGGAGGGAUGAAAAAUAUUUCAGAUCUCCUGGUCCAAUAGUACUCUGCUUCUUCAACUGCUGAACUACAGUGUGAUCUGGCUGAAUUUGGCUGAUUGUGUGGAUUCUGUUACCAUGGUUUGUAAACUACUGUUUUGGAUCAGUGUGUUGCACUAAUUCAGCCAAUCACAGCUUACUCAAAGAGAAUAGUUAAAGUGUGGCUUAGCAGAAUGUAUUUCAGUAAAGGUAAGAAAUAUUAGGUUGACCCAAAUUAAGAUGGAUGAGCUAGCAACAUAUGCUCACUUUCUUUUUGAUUGACAAAGUCUCACAUGUUCUUACGGUAUUCUAUUGGACCAAUAGUUGCCAUCCUUUUGGAGAUCUAUUAGACAACCUAUUAACUGUUGGGUCAUCUUUUGAGAGAAAGGUAGUGCAGUCUGAUGUAACCAGAAUGAACAGUAAAUUUUCCCAUCUGAUUUGUGUUCUCCUUUGAUGUUUCCUGAUAUUUGGUGUCAUCUUUUGAUCAUAAUAUCCCCCCCUCUCUUUCCGCAUGGCAUAAUUAGGCUGACCAUAUUUAUUUUAUCCCCAUGCUGGAUGUUCCUACCAUCACCAUCAUCUCAAAAGUACACGAUAUGACUGCAUGGAUGCUACAACAACCAGAAAUUUGGAACUAAAAAUCGUAAUGAGGUGGAACCAUUGGUGGAAUUGGAGCACCACCACCCCCAAUCUCCAGAUUAGAAAUCUGGAGAAGGAAAUGUCUGAGGUCAAACCCUUAGGUCUGUAGUUGCCAUUCCCAAGGGAAAGCAGACAGUUUGGCGAGAUUCUUGUAAUAUAAGUGAUCAACAAUAAACUAUCUACUUGGGCCUAUUCACAAGUGAUUCCAAUUGCUUUCGCCUGACAGCUAUAAACAAUGGGUAAAUUUCAAUUCCACAGGUGCAAUGGGUCCCAAUAUUUUACAUACCCCUUAAUUUAGCAGAUUUGAGUUACCUUUAUUCAAAUAUUAUUCUGGUAUAAUUAAUGUGCCAUUUUCUUUAACUGAAUGGCACAAACAGGAGAAUUUUAGUAGUGUAUAGAAGACAGAUGGUGGAAGAAUUCUUUCAGAGAACCAUGGUGGAGGAAAAUAUAGUGGCUGAAGAAUUUCUAGAAAAAGGAAUAAAAGAAAAAAUGUGCUUUUCUGUUUCUUGAAUCCUGAUGUUCAUCAAAUAUUUGAUGAGUCCCCAUCAAACUUACGUAGUCCCAUCAGGUUUUUCUUUCCUGAAAUUUUUAUUUUUUGAUACUUUGAGUGACUGCCAGUAGCUAAUCGCAAGGGCUCCUAUGCAGUGCAUAGUUGUUGACCAGAGAUUGAAGAGGGUACCAGCAAAAGCACAAGUAGCAAAUACAUGAGACCUGUGUGGCUUAUGGUUAGGGGUUAGCAUGCUAGCUGCCUAUCUUUUGCUUAGAGUCAGUUUGCUUGGAGAUUUAAUUAUGUAUCGCGCCAUCCAGGUAGUUGGUGCAACACCCUAGAUAGCCGCUGGCCAAUCUAAAAAAAUCUAAAAUUCGUCAAGAAGAAUCUUAGUAUACUUAUUAAAAUAACUUGUACCAUAGUCAUUGCAGUGUUUAGAGAUGGCAGCAAUUAAGAAUUAUUCAGAAAAACGUCUUUCUCAGAAAUUAUUUAGGCUGCAAUCCUAAAAGAACAGAAUCAUCACUGUAUUACACUUACUUUUGAAAACACAGGAUUAUUAUUUUCCUACAACUAUGUUGAUUUGUGAGUUUAAAGCCUCUCCUCACUCUACCCUUCAAUACAAAUAAAUUAACGUGCAUAAAAAUAUAAUCUGGAUAUAAACGCUUUGCAUAAAUGUGUAAUCCUUAAUGCAUUACACUAAUUCAGUGAUUAAUUUCUGUUAUGAUUAUUCUUUAGAUACUUAAAUCAUUUUAGUCAUAUGCAUUGAUACUUUAUGAUCUAUUUGUGCAGUCCUAUAUCUAAAUGCGGGUUUCAAUAAAUGGGUUUAAAAUUGCAGCCAAAAUGCCAUCGGGAAGAAGAAAAGAGUGAAAUGUAAUUGGAAUGUGGAUGUUGCUCUUUAUGUCAAAAUGGCAAACAACGCUAAAACAAAAUGUGAUUCCCCUAAACUCCUCAU